Molecule: messenger RNA, 1069 nt
Organism: Thalassophryne amazonica
Lineage: Eukaryota; Metazoa; Chordata; Actinopteri; Batrachoidiformes; Batrachoididae
Product: neurexophilin-2-like
Exons: 2
Coding region: 96-1001 (301 amino acids)
Molecular function (GO): signaling receptor binding
Source: RefSeq, a predicted model, not a curated record
UCUUCUCCACUUUUUUGAAGUGGCAUUUGUGAACAUUUUUUUUUUAAACUAACAUUACCACUUAUUUUACUCGGUGGGUCAGACAGACUCUUUGGAUGGAGAAUCCUUGCCAUUGCUGGUGGAAAAUGAAGGCUGUGUGUGUGAACUUUGCCAUCACCUUCACCUGCCUGUGGUUUCUCCCUUCAUCGGUUCAAGAAAUAGACAAUCCGAUGGACUUUGGCAGCCAACAGAGGGAAGAAGGAGGACAAACCUCAAUGGGAGCAGCACUGAAAGUCAAACAUGUCUCCAAAGACUUACAGAUCAUCUCCACUAAACAUAAAACUCCUGCCUAUGGCUCCCUCGGCCCUUACGGUUGGCCUCAAAACUUCUCCCAGGCUCAAGAUCAAUACGUGUACCACUCUCCUCCCAAAUCCAAACCUCCUGCAAAAACAUCCCCCAAGGGAAAGAAGAUCCUUGGAUGGGGUGAUUUUUACUUUAAUGUGAAAACGGUGAAGUUCAGCCUCCUGGUGACGGGUAAAAUCGUGGAUCACAUCAAUGGUACAUUCAGCGUCUAUUUCCGCCACAACUCAUCACGUCUGGGGAACAUUUCUGUCAGCAUCGUCCCACCAUCCAAACCUGUAGGAUGGGAAGUUUUAGAUCCCCAAAACUCCGUACUGAUUCCAGAUCUGACAUCCCAGUUUCAGGGCUCGCCUCAGUCCACCAGCUCUUCCAGUCCUGACCAGCACAAGCAACAGCCGGACAUGAUGAUGGUUACUGAGCUCAACUGCCGGAUUGAGUACCAGAGAACCAACCGCUCCAAGAAGACCAAGCCCUGCAUGUACGACCCGGGUCAGACCUGCUACUCCGAAAACACCCAGUCCCAGGCGGCGUGGAUCUGCGCAAAGCCUUUUAAAGUUAUAUGCAUCUUCAUUGCUUUCACCGGCACUGAUUACAGGCUGGUGCAGAAAGUUUGUCCGGACCACAACUUUCAGACGGAGCAGAACCAGCAGCAUUUUGGAUGAUCAAAUUGAAAUCUUCAAAACUAUGACUUCUGUUUUCAAUAAUAAGCUUGAAAUUUUUUUUUUUUUUA